This is a messenger RNA of Aureobasidium musti, 1407 nucleotides long. The record is from the annotation of a GenBank genome assembly. Lineage: Eukaryota; Fungi; Ascomycota; Dothideomycetes; Dothideales; Saccotheciaceae.
AUGGCAUCUUCGAGACGAGUUGGCCAUCAAGGCUCUGCCACGACUGUCAUGGAACUUGAGCCCAUUCACUCUCCGCUACGGGCACCUGAGAAACAGUAUGCUGUGGAGUCGGGCAGAAGACUCGGUCAGAAUGAUCUCGAUGGUGAUCGCGAACGCCGUGAUCAAAACGAGACUUUGCCAUCUCCUACUGUUGCUUCUCAUGAUGCACUGGAGAAAUGGAGUGCUCCAAGAUCAAACCUCUAUCGAACAUUGGCGGCCUUCAUAGGAUUCGCUAUCAUGGGUAUGAACGAUGCCACUUACGGUGCCAUCAUUCCAUAUUUGGAAACACAUUACAAGCUCUCCUAUACUAUCGUGUCACUUAUUUUCCUCAGUCCUCUCGUCGGCUACAACCUCUCAGCCUUGCUCAACAACACUAUACACCUUCGGUUCGGACAGAGAGGUGUAGCCUUCAUCGGACCGCUUUGUCACCUACUGGCAUACAUCGUCAUCGCGGUGCACCCUCCAUAUCCGGUCCUAGUUGUAGUGUUUGCCAUUGCUGGUUUUGGAAACGGGCUGGAAGACGCAGCUUGGAAUGCCUGGAUGGGCGCAAUGUCAAACGCCAACGAAGUAUUGGGCUUCCUUCACGGUAUCUACGGCUUGGGCGCUACUAUUGCUCCCCUGAUUGCCACCUCGCUCAUCACAAAAGCUGACAAACCUUGGUGGACGUGNAUUGCGUUUGCGGCCGUCGAACUCGUUACCAGCCUUUGGGCCUUCUGGGGUCAGACAGGAGAGGUCUUUCGUCUUGCUCACCCCAGAACCACCGACCAAUCAGGCAACCGGAUGAAGGAGGCGUUGCUCACUAUGCCUAGUGCCCGAGUUACAUGGUUGUGUGCUUUGUUCUUAUUGGGAUACGUCGGCAUCGAAGUAGCUCUUGGUGGCUGGAUCACCACAUUCAUGCUUCGGGAACGUCACGGCAGCCGGUUCGCCUCUGGCAUGACUGCUACUGGCUUCUGGCUCGGAAUCACAAUCGGUAGACUGGUACUUGGUUUUGUAACACCACGCAUUGGAGAGAAGCUUUCCAUUGCCAUCUACCUUCCGAUCGCGACCGGUCUCGAACUCCUCUUCUGGCUUGUUCCACAAUUCUAUGUUUCGGCUGUUGCAGUAGCACUACAAGGCUUCUUCCUAGGUCCGCUAUUUCCAGCUGCUGUUGUUGCAACAACCAAGCUGUUGCCUAAACACUUGCAUGUCAGUGGUAUCGGUUUUGCCGCUGCGUUUGGUGGCUCUGGCGCUGCGAUAUUCCCCUUCGUCACCGGUGUCAUUGCACAAUCAAAAGGUGUGCAGGUUCUUCAGCCAAUAAUCCUGGCACUGCUGGUUGUCAUCUGGCUGUUUUGGAUCUCACUUCCUAGGAUCGGGAAGAAGAGGGAUUGA